Staurois parvus is the source of this 392-nucleotide messenger RNA. The record is from the annotation of a GenBank genome assembly. NCBI's taxonomy places the organism in Eukaryota, Metazoa, Chordata, Amphibia, Anura, Ranidae.
UGCGCAGCGAUCAGCGGUGCGCUAUGUCCCUCGUACACAGCGGAUCACGGAAAGAGCCGAAGAUGUUGGCUUGGUCAUGUGAUCAGCUGUGUCCAAUCACAGAUGAUCACAUGACACUGAUGAUCAGUGUAGCCCCAGCAGUGCCACCUGUCAGUCUCCAUCAAUGCCCUUGUCAGUGCUCAUCAGUGCCUCGUGCCAGUGCCACAUCAAUGCCACAUAUCAGUGCCUACCAGUGCCACAUCAAUGCCACAUAUCAGUGCCUACCAGUGCCACAUCAAUGCCACAUAUCAGUGCCCAUCUAAGCUGCCUUUCAGUGUCACUCAUCAUUGGCAGUCAGUGCUGCCUUUCAGUGCCACCUACCAGUGCCUCCUCAUCAGUGCCACCUAUCAGUG